CUCCCCCGCCUCCUCCGACGCUGCCGCCGCCUAUCCUUCCUUGAUUCUUCCCCUCGGAAAAAUGGUUCCUCUGCGAGCAAGGGUUAUUCUCACGGCUGGGGAGAUGAGUGAGUGAGUGAGUGAAGUGUUUGACAAACAAGGACAGGAGUUCAGAUCUCCAGCACCCACUAAAUGCCAGAUGUACGCAUCUCAGGAUUGAGGGGAAGAAACAAGUCAUGGGCCGGCGGUCAGGAUACUUCUUUGGGAAUUGUUGCUGCUGCUACUACUUCACAGAGUCAUACAAUGAGUGUUUGGUUUAAGGAAGAUUUUUAUAUUUAAAAGAUUUUCAUCUUGGGAAUAUAGCAAGUGAAAAUUUCAUUCUCUUGGGAAACAUUUUCCUCCUAAUAAAUUAUACUUGUAGUGGGUGACAUGGCAGACAACACAGUUGUAUAUAGUGGUGUGAAAAACUCUUUGAAGGAAGCUAAUCAUGAUGGAGACUUUGGAAUUACACUCGCAGAGCUGCGGGCUCUCAUGGAGCUCAGGUCCACAGAUGCUUUACAGAAGAUACAGGAAAGCUAUGGAGAUGUCUAUGGAAUUUGCACCAAGUUGAAAACAUCUCCCAAUGAAGGUUUAAGUGGAAAUCCUGCAGAUUUGGAAAGAAGAGAAGCAGUGUUUGGAAAGAACUUUAUACCUCCUAGGAAGUCAAAAACCUUCCUUCAAUUAGUAUGGGAAGCUUUACAAGAUGUCACUUUAAUUAUCCUGGAAAUUGCAGCCAUAGUCUCAUUGAGCCUUUCUUUUUAUCAACAUCCAGAAGGGGAUGCUACACUUUGUGGAGAAGUUUCUGUCAAGGAAGAAGAAGGGGAAGGUGAAACCGGAUGGAUUGAAGGAGCCGCGAUCCUCUUGUCAGUCAUGUGUGUGGUGUUGGUGACAGCCUUCAAUGACUGGAGUAAGGAGAGGCAGUUCCGAGGUCUGCAAAGCCGAAUUGAACAAGAACAGAAGUUCACGGUCAUCAGGGGCGGUCAAGUCAUCCAGAUACCUGUAGCUGACAUUAUGGUUGGAGACAUUGCCCAAGUGAAGUAUGGCGAUCUUCUCCCGGCCGAUGGCAUACUGAUUCAAGGCAAUGACCUUAAAGUUGAUGAAAGUUCAUUGACUGGUGAAUCUGAUCAUGUUAAGAAGUCUCUAGAUAAGGAUCCCUUACUUCUAUCGGGUACUCAUGUCAUGGAAGGUUCUGGGAAAAUGGUAGUUACAGCUGUAGGUGUGAAUUCUCAAACUGGAAUUAUCUUUACCUUACUGGGAGCUGGAGGUGAAGAACAUGAACAGAAACGUGAGAAGAAAAAAGAAAAGGAAAAUAGGAAACGAGAUGGAGCUAUUGAGAAUCGCAACAAAGCAAAAGCCCAGGACAGUGCAGCCAAGGAAAUGCAGCCUUUAAAGGGCGAAGAAGGGGAGGACAGUGAUGAGAAGGACAAGAAGACAAAUCUGCCCAAAAAAGAAAAGUCCAUUCUACAAGGAAAACUGACAAAACUGGCCGUUCAGAUUGGCAAAGCGGGUCUGCUGAUGUCCACCGUCACAGUUAUCAUUCUAGUGUUAUAUUUUGUGAUUGAUACCUUCUGGGUCCAGAAGAGACCAUGGCUUGCUGAGUGCACCCCGAUCUACAUACAGCACUUGGUGAAGUUCUUCAUUAUUGGAGUCACGGUUCUGGUGGUGGCCGUGCCCGAAGGUCUGCCGCUGGCGGUCACCAUCUCCUUGGCCUAUUCAGUCAAGAAAAUGAUGAAGGAUAAUAACUUAGUGAGGCAUCUGGAUGCUUGUGAGACCAUGGGGAAUGCUACAGCGAUCUGUUCAGAUAAAACGGGAACACUGACAAUGAACAGAAUGACCGUUGUGCAAGCUUACAUAAAUGAUCAGCAUUACAAAAAGAUUCCUGAACCAGAAGCUAUUCCUCCAAAUACUCUGUCCUAUCUAGUAACAGGAAUUUCUGUGAAUUGUGCUUAUACAUCAAAAAUAUUGCCACCGGAGAAAGAGGGUGGAUUACCUCGUCGUGUGGGUAAUAAAACAGACUGUGCCUUGUUGGGACUUCUCUUGGAUUUAAAACGGGAUUAUCAAGAUGUUAGAAAUGAAAUACCAGAAGAAGCAUUGUACAAAGUCUACACCUUCAAUUCUGUUAGGAAGUCCAUGAGUACAGUCCUGAAAAAUUCAGAUGGAAGUUACCGCAUCUUCAGCAAGGGUGCAUCUGAGAUCAUGCUGAAAAAGUGUAUCAAAAUCUUGAGUGCUAAUGGUGAGGCAAAAGUAUUCAGCCCCAGGAACCGUGAUGAUAUUGUGAAAACUGUGAUUGAGCCGAUGGCCUCGGAAGGCCUGAGAACCAUCUGUCUGGCAUUCAGAGAUUUCCCAGCAGGCGAGCCAGAGCCCGAGUGGGACAAGGAGAAUGAUGUCAUCACUGGCCUCACUUGCAUUGCUGUUGUGGGGAUUGAAGAUCCUCUGAGGCCUGAGGUACCAGAGGCAAUAAAGAAGUGCCAGAGAGCUGGCAUUACUGUGCGCAUGGUCACUGGUGAUAAUAUUAAUACUGCUCGUGCUAUUGCUACCAAAUGUGGUAUUUUACAGCCGGGGGAAGAUUUCCUUUGCUUAGAAGGUAAAGAUUUUAACCGAAGAAUACGGAAUGAGAAAGGAGAGAUUGAACAAGAGAGGAUAGACAAGAUUUGGCCAAAGCUUCGAGUCCUCGCAAGAUCCUCCCCCACCGACAAACAUACACUGGUUAAAGGUAUAAUUGACAGCACUGUCUCCGAGCAACGUCAGGUUGUGGCUGUAACCGGUGAUGGUACAAAUGACGGCCCCGCACUAAAGAAAGCAGAUGUUGGAUUUGCAAUGGGCAUCGCUGGGACUGAUGUGGCUAAAGAAGCAUCUGAUAUUAUUCUCACAGAUGACAACUUUACAAGCAUUGUUAAAGCAGUUAUGUGGGGACGAAAUGUCUAUGACAGCAUCUCAAAGUUCCUUCAGUUCCAGCUUACUGUUAAUGUAGGAGCAGUGAUUGUUGCUUUCACGGGCGCUUGUAUUACUCAAGAUUCACCACUUAAGGCAGUACAGAUGCUGUGGGUCAACCUCAUCAUGGACACACUGGCUUCCCUGGCCCUGGCAACGGAACCACCUACCGAGUCACUCUUGCUUCAGAAGCCUUAUGGUAGAAAUAAGCCUCUCAUCUCACGCACAAUGAUGAAGAAUAUUUUGGGUCAUGCAUUCUACCAGCUCGUAGUGGUUUUUACACUGUUAUUUGCUGGGGAGAAGUUUUUUGAUAUCGACAGUGGAAGGAAUGCUCCUCUGCACGCUCCCCCCUCCGAACAUUACACUAUUGUGUUCAAUACCUUUGUGCUGAUGCAGCUUUUCAAUGAAAUAAAUGCCCGGAAAAUUCAUGAUGAAAGAAAUGUGUUUGAAGGAAUCUUUAAUAAUGCCAUCUUCUGCACCAUUGUGCUAGGCACCUUUGUGGUCCAGAUACUAAUCGUGCAGUUUGGUGGGAAACCUUUCAGCUGCUCAGAACUUUCAAUAGAACAGUGGCUGUGGUCAAUAUUCCUGGGAAUGGGGACCUUACUCUGGGGCCAGCUUAUUUCAACAAUUCCAACUAGCCGUUUAAAAUUCCUAAAAGAAGCUGGUCAUGGAACACAAAAGGAAAAAAUACCUGAGAAGGAGUUAGCAGGGAAUGUUGAAGAGAUUGAUCAUGCCGAAAGGGAGUUGCGGCGUGGCCAGAUCUUGUGGUGUAGAGGUCUGAACAGAAUCCGAACACAGAUUCGAGUGGUGAAUGCAUUUCGUAGUCCUUUAUAUAAAGGGUUGGAAAAGCCACAAUUAAGAAGUUCAAUCCACAACUUUAUGACACACCCUGAGUUUAGGAGAGAAGAUUCAGAGCCUCCCAUCCCUCUUAUUAACGACACUGAUGCUGAAGAUGGCGCUCCUACAAUACCCAACUCCAGCCCUCUGCCCUCUCCUAACAAAAAUAACAAUGCUGUUGACAGCGGAACUCACCUUACAGUAGAGAUGAACAAGUCUGCUAGCUCUUCAACCCCAGGAAGCCCGCUACAUAGUUUGGAAACACCGCUCUGAUUGUAAGCUGAAUGUUAACACACUGGCUGCAUUGUAAAGAAACAAACUGAAACUGUGUCUUUUCACAUAGUGUGACGGACAAGAUAGUAUUUCUUGUCUUUGGACUUCAACAGAAGACACACUUGUACAAAAGUAGAUUUAUUUAAAAAAAAAAAAUGCAAAGCUUUCUGCCAGACUGAGGGUGCUUUUGGGGGGAUGGGAGAAACGAACUGAUGGAUGAACAGCUCGGCAUAAGUACCUAGCGUGGUCCUGACCGUGUAUUAGCAGAGCUGUGGUUUAUCUCAGUCCUUGAUGAGAGAAAGGGAGAAAAGUUGGGAGAAAGAAGUAAAGCUGGGCAAGACAGAGAACCCUGGAUCAUUGAAUGAAUACUUUAAUUUCUGCUGUUGGCUGUUAAUAAUUCGGAUUAUUUAUGUUUAUAAAUGAUACAGAUCUGUUUACAAGGUUUGUAGAUACUUUUUUUGUUCUUCUUCAUAGAUGAGAAGCUUCCUUAUAACUAAUGCAGAGAAAAACUAGUCCUUCAAAUACUGCUGUAUUUUCAGGAAAUAAAAAAAGGGGUGUUUCUACUGAAA
Messenger RNA from Peromyscus leucopus (white-footed mouse), 4628 nucleotides. RefSeq names its product plasma membrane calcium-transporting ATPase 1-like. Gene Ontology annotation, cellular component: intracellular membrane-bounded organelle; membrane. The record is from RefSeq and is a predicted model, not a curated record. Gene Ontology annotation, biological process: regulation of cytosolic calcium ion concentration; calcium ion transmembrane transport. Gene Ontology annotation, molecular function: P-type calcium transporter activity; ATP hydrolysis activity; ATP binding. Lineage: Eukaryota; Metazoa; Chordata; Mammalia; Rodentia; Cricetidae.